Molecule: messenger RNA, 1293 nt
Organism: Triticum dicoccoides
Lineage: Eukaryota; Viridiplantae; Streptophyta; Magnoliopsida; Poales; Poaceae
Exons: 1
Coding region: 1-1293 (430 amino acids)
Molecular function (GO): protein binding
Source: RefSeq, a predicted model, not a curated record
AUGGAGCUGGAGGACGGUGGGAUCCAGACGACGCCGAAUCUGCCGCAGGACAUCUUGAUGGCCAUCUUCGCCGCGUUCGAGAUCCCCGACCUGGUGCGCGCUGGCUCCGUAUGCUCCUCCUGGCGCUCCGCCUACGAAACCCUGCGCAACCUCGGGCUCUACAACCAGUCCCAGACGCCAUGCCUGCUCUACACCUCUGAGUCCGACGGCGAGAGCACCGCGCGCCUCUACAGCCUCGCGGAGAAGAAGGCGUACAAGCUGACUCUCCCAGACCCGCCUAUCUGCACCAGGUCUCUGAUUGGGUCCUCGCCUCAAGGCCUGCUGGUUACGGUGGACGACAGGUCCGAGAUGCACCUUCUCAACCCCAUCACCGGUCAACAGGUCGCCCUCCCGUCGGUGAUCACCAUCCGGCAGGUGAGCCCCAUCUACGAUGACUCCGGCGUCCUCGACAUGUACAGAUACUCGGCCCACACUAGGCAUACCGUUCUCGCGCUGCCAGCAAACCUUGCUCUCAGCGAGCUGCGCCACCAGCUCCAUCACAAGGCUUUUGUGUUUUCUCUUUCCGAUGACCAUGCAUCCUCAUCCUCAGGAGGAGGAGGAGGAGGAGGAGGAAGAGGACACAUUGUGGUGCUGAUCCACAACCCGUCUUGCCAGCUCUCCUUUGCGAGGGUAGGGGCCGAGAGCUGGACCUGGUUGCCACCACACACCUCCUAUGACGACUGCAUGUACAAGGAUGGCCUCAUGCAUGCGGUGACUUCAAAGGGAGAAAUCCAUGGCUUCGAUCUUGCCAGCCCUGCCCCUGUGGCCACCAUGAAGGUAAUUAUGGAGGGACCAAUGACUUACAGAUGCCUUCGUAUGUACAUCAUACAAGCCCCAUGGGGCGAUCUUCUGCAGGUUUGGAGAAAAUUUGGGGAUCAUGAUUUAGGAGAUACGCCCCAGUCAUCUGUGUUUUGGAUUACCGGCAAAAUUAGAGUAUAUAAAGUUGAUGCCGCGGCGAACGAACUCGAGAGAACCAGUUGCUUGCGCGGUCAUGCGUUGUUCCUUGGGCAUAAUCAGUCGAUUUGUCUUAGUACCGAAGAACACCCGGCUCUUAAGGCCAACCAUGCCUACUUCACCGACGAUUGCAAAUAUUGGACAAUGGGACUUCAGAAUAAUCGCCGCAAUAUGGGAAUUCUCAACUUGGAUGAUAACUGCAGCGACGAACUUCUGUCUCCUCACCUUUGGUCCAAUCGUCCGGCCCCCAUAUGGAUUACACCAAAUCUCAGAGAGAUAAAUUUUAAUUUGGAUAAUUAG